Messenger RNA from Didymosphaeria variabile, 948 nucleotides. RefSeq names its product Quinate dehydrogenase (gene QA3). Lineage: Eukaryota; Fungi; Ascomycota; Dothideomycetes; Pleosporales; Didymosphaeriaceae. Bases 1 to 948 code for a protein of 315 amino acids. Gene Ontology annotation, molecular function: shikimate 3-dehydrogenase (NADP+) activity. The transcript is spliced from 2 exons. The record is from RefSeq and is a predicted model, not a curated record. Gene Ontology annotation, biological process: chorismate biosynthetic process; shikimate metabolic process.
AUGGCACAGCAGACUGAAUCCCACGAGUCCUCACGCUUGGAUGCCGUCGAGCGUCACGGUUAUCUCUUCGGCCACCCCAUUGCACACUCUCUAUCUCCUCUCCUCCACCAAACAAUAUACGAUGGCAUCGGUCUACCAUGGUCGCAAUUUCCUCUCGACUCCACAGACAUGGCUCUCUUCUUGAGACUACGUGAAGACCCCCGAUUCUACGGCGCCUCAGUGACCAUGCCUCACAAAGUCGCCAUCCUCCCCCACCUCGAUGGCCUCACCCCCGAAGGCUCCGCCGUCGGCGCCGUAAACACCCUGUUCAUCAGGACCGACCCAGAGACAGGGAAACGCCUCUACAUGGGCACAAACACCGACGUCAUCGGCAUCCGGGAUUCCUUCUAUGCGAAUGUGUCCGACCCAGAUACUUCCUUUCACGGCCGCCCAGCGCUGGUCGUCGGCGGAGGAGGUGCGGCACGAAGCGCCGUGUAUGCACUACGCACGUGGAUGAAGGCGAGUAAGGUGUACUUGGUCAAUAGGGAUCGUGCCGAGGUUAGGGCCGUGAUUGAGGAGUGCACAGCGCGCGGGUACGGAGACGAUCUCAUCGAUGUAUCUACCGUCUCCCAAGCCCAAGAGCUAGAAGGCGUAGGCGCCAUCGUCGCAUGUGUGCCCAACUUCUCUCCCAAGACAGAAACAGAGAAAGAGGCGCGUGCGGUGCUAGAAUGCUUUUUGCAAAAGUCGCACAAGGGCGCGAUACUCGAAAUGUGCUACCAUCCCUCGCCGUGGACGGAGAUUGCAGAGAUCAGUCAGAAGGAGGACUGGAAGGUUAUCCUGGGGACCGAGGCGAUGAUAUACCAGGGGCUGGAGCAAGAUAAGUAUUGGACUGGGAAGACGGUGGAGCAGAUGCCGGUGAAGAAGGUGAUGGAGGUUAUUGCGGCCAAGUUGAGUGAGGCGAGGUUAUAG